AUGGCGGAUGUUGAAAUGGAAAGAGCGCCGGAGCUACCGCAAAAGCGGUAUUACCGGCAACGGGCACAUUCGAAUCCCAUUGCAGACCACUGUUUUGAUUAUCCACCUUCUCCUGAUGACAUGGACUGGAUUCAGCACUUUCCCCAAGGAGACGAAAAGGAGGUCCAGUUUGCAGACAUUGGGUGCGGGUAUGGAGGAUUACUAGUGGAACUGUCACCUUUAUUCCCUGACGUCCUCAUGGUUGGAAUGGAGAUCAGAGUUAAAGUUUCGGACUUUGUGAAAGACAGGAUCAAAGCACUCCGGGCAAAAAAUCCUGGACAGUACCAGAAUAUUGCCUGCAUUCGCACAAAUGCCAUGAAGUACCUACCAAACUAUUUUCGCAAAGGGCAACUGACGAAGAUGUUCUUCCUGUUCCCAGACCCCCACUUCAAGAAGCAAAAGCAUAAAUGGAGGAUAAUUAGUAAACAGCUCUUGGCUGAAUAUGCAUACGUACUUCGUGUUGAGGGUCUGGUUUACACCAUAACAGACGUGAAGGACCUGCACGAAUGGAUGGUACAACACUUGUCCGAGCACCCUCUUUUCGAGAGAGUUCCCGAUGAAAACCUGAAAGGGGACAUUGUGGUGGAGAAGUUAGAAGACAGCACAGAAGAAGGGAAGAAAGUGACACGGAACAAAGGCCAGAAGUUUCUCGCAGUCUUCAGGAGAGUUGAAGACCCAUACUUCAAGACGACUACCUAAUGGUAUUGCUGCAAAUAAAUAUUUUGUACAUACA
Ornithodoros turicata is the source of this 772-nucleotide messenger RNA. RefSeq names its product tRNA (guanine-N(7)-)-methyltransferase-like. Gene Ontology annotation, biological process: RNA (guanine-N7)-methylation; tRNA methylation. Gene Ontology annotation, cellular component: tRNA methyltransferase complex. NCBI's taxonomy places the organism in Eukaryota, Metazoa, Arthropoda, Arachnida, Ixodida, Argasidae. The record is from RefSeq and is a predicted model, not a curated record. Gene Ontology annotation, molecular function: tRNA (guanine(46)-N7)-methyltransferase activity. Bases 1 to 738 code for a protein of 245 amino acids. The transcript has 6 exons.